AUGUCCAAAAUAUUAUUAGAGGAAUUAGAAAAAGGUGAAAAGGGUUUUGGUCCCGAAUCCUGUAGUUAUGGGUUAGCAAAUAGCGAUGAUAUUUCCAUGACUAAUUGGAAUGGAACUAUCCUAGGCCCUCCCCAUAGUAAUCAUGAAAAUAGAAUAUAUUCGCUAGCUAUAGAAUGUGGUCCAAAUUAUCCAGAUGAACCUCCAAAAGUCAGAUUUAUCUCAAAGAUUAAUUUGCCUUGUGUCGAUGAUAAGACUGGUAAAGUUAUCGUAGAUAAAUUCCAUACUUUACGUGAUUGGAAAAGAUCUUACACUAUGCAAACUUUGCUACUAGAUUUAAGAAAAGAAAUGGCUACUGCUGCAAAUAAGAAAUUGGUGCAACCAAAGGAAGAUGCAACUUUCUAA
This is a messenger RNA of Arxiozyma heterogenica, 402 nucleotides long. RefSeq names its product E2 ubiquitin-conjugating protein MMS2 (gene MMS2). Bases 1 to 402 code for a protein of 133 amino acids. Lineage: Eukaryota; Fungi; Ascomycota; Saccharomycetes; Saccharomycetales; Saccharomycetaceae. The record is from RefSeq and is a predicted model, not a curated record. Gene Ontology annotation, cellular component: nucleus. The transcript is spliced from 2 exons. Gene Ontology annotation, biological process: DNA damage tolerance; protein K63-linked ubiquitination.